GGUGCCAGGUUGCAAGAGCUACACACUGCGGCUCUGUCCGGUCACGGCAGAGAGGGGUGUCCUACUAACUUCACCAAAACUUUCACGAAACUCAGUCAUCAGAAAAACACUGACUGAAUGACAAAAGUGUCGCAACUCGCUUCACUCCUGCUUUAAUGAAACUUUAACUACUUUAUGUUGCGUCUUAUUUUUUCUGAUUUUUACCUAAGACCGAGGCACUGGCCGCACAUCCAGUUUGAUAAGUUUUGAAUGAGCCGGGUCACGUUUGCGUAAAGAUUUUUGUCUCUUUUUCCCCUUAUUUUAAUUUCACGUUGGGAUAACGUUUUUUGUUUUUUGUACUUUGUCAUUUAAGACUCGUGAUGGCUGUCCUGUCACUAGCUUUACUACUUGUAGGACUGACUUCAGCUGCCAAGGCUGGUGAAGUAGAUAGAGAGGACCAGUUGAAGAGCCGGCUGAAAGAAUACGGCCUGGUCACCCCCUUCAGCACCGACUCCCACGGACACUACCUGUCACACCUGCUCUCCGCCACUCACAAGCAGCGUGUUAAGAGGGAGGUGCUUGAAAACGGUGAAACCGAACAGAGGCUUUUCUUCAACAUCACUGCCUUCGGAAAGGAGUUUCACCUUCGUCUGCGGCCGAACAGCAGGCUGGUGGCGCCUGGCGCGAUGGUGGAGUGGCACGACGAGGUCCCGGGAUUCAGAAACGGCAGUGCUGGCAACGAUUCUAGCGUGGGCGCCAACCAGACUGAAUCCACCAAUGGCACGGAGAGGAUACUGCGCCGUGAGCUGCUCAAGACAGACUGCACCUUUACCGGUGACAUCACAGACGUCCCCGGGGCCUCGGUUGCCAUUAACAACUGCGAUGGGUUGGCUGGGAUGAUUCGCACCGAAUCGGAUGAGUACUUCAUCGAGCCGCUGGAGAAAGGCACUCAGGAGCUGGAGGACCAGGGCAGGGUCCACGUGGUUUACCGCAGGUCAGCUCUGCUGCAGACUCCCUUGGACAUCUCUGUGGAUUACCAGCUACAAGAACCGGAGCUCGAUGUUCCCGGGAGCCUCGACUCAGUAACCCGACAGGUGAAUGAGACGGUCCGGCGCCGCAGACGGAGGGACGCUGGAGAGGACGACUACAACAUCGAAAUCCUGCUGGGAGUCGAUGACUCAGUGGUCCGAUUUCACGGCAAGGAGCAUGUGCAGAAUUACCUCCUCACACUGAUGAACAUAGUGAAUGAGAUUUACCAUGACGAGUCUCUGGGAGUCCACAUCAACGUGGUGCUGGUCAGGAUGAUUAUGCUGGGGUAUGCCAAGUCCAUCAGCCUCAUUGAGAGAGGCAACCCAUCGCGGAGCCUGGAGAACGUGUGCCGCUGGGCCUUUGUGCAGCAGAAAGGCGAUCCCGAUCACGCCGAACACCACGACCACGCAAUUUUCCUCACUCGCCAAGGCUUCGGCCCCACAGGGAUGCAGGGUUACGCUCCGGUCACAGGAAUGUGCCACCCAGUCCGGAGCUGCACCCUGAACCACGAAGACGGCUUCUCCUCCGCCUUUGUUGUGGCUCAUGAGACCGGACACGUGUUGGGCAUGGAGCACGAUGGCCAAGGCAACCGCUGUGGGGACGAAACGGCGAUGGGAAGCGUGAUGGCCCCACUGGUGCAGGCGGCCUUCCAUCGAUACCACUGGUCAAUGUGCAGCGGGCAGGAGCUGAAGCGAUACAUCCACACGUAUGAUUGUCUCCUGGAUGACCCCUUCAAACAUGACUGGCCGGAGCUUCCUGAACUUCCUGGCAUCAACUACUCGAUGGAUGAGCAGUGUCGAUUUGACUUCGGGGUCGGCUACAAGAUCUGCACUUCCUUUCGCACAUUUGACCCGUGUAAACAGCUGUGGUGCAGCCACCCAGACAACCCCUACUUCUGUAAAACCAAGAAAGGGCCACCUCUCGAUGGGACCGAGUGUGCACCUGGAAAAUGGUGCUACAAAGGUCACUGCAUGUGGAAAAACCCUAAUCAGGUCAAGCAAGAUGGUGCCUGGGGCUCCUGGAGCAAAUAUGGUUCCUGCUCACGCUCCUGUGGAACUGGAGUUCGAUUACGGACCCGUCAGUGCGCCAACCCUGCCCCAUCGAACGGCGGCCAGGACUGCCCAGGAGUAAACUACGAGUACCAGUUGUGCAACGCAGAUGACUGUCCCAGGCACUUUGAAGAUUUCAGAGCUCAGCAGUGCCAGCUCCGCAACUCCCACUUUGAAUUCCAAAAUGCCAAACACCACUGGCUGCCCUACGAGCAUCCUGAUGCAAACAGAAGAUGCCACUUGUAUUGCCAGUCCAAGGAGACAGAAGAUGUGGCGUACAUGAAGGUGCUGGUGCAUGAUGGGACACGAUGUUCUUACAAGGACGCCUACAGCAUCUGCGUGCGUGGAGAGUGUGUGAAAGUUGGCUGUGACAGAGAAAUUGGCUCUAGCAAGGUUGAGGACAGAUGUGGGGUUUGCGGUGGAGACAAUUCUCACUGCCGCACCGUCAAAGGAACCUUCACCCGCACGCCGAAGAAAGCUGGGAAGACGAGAGGCGCCUUUUCUUUGCCCAAAGGAGCUCGAAAUGUGUUUGUAAAUGAAACAGAGGACUCUCGAAAUGUACUUGCAAUCAAGAACCAGGCGACGGGGCAUUACAUCCUCAAUGGCAAAGGAGAGGAGGUCAAGUCCAGAAGCUUCAUCGACUUGGGCGUUGAAUGGCAUUACAUCAUCGAGGGCGACGUAGAGACGCUGCAGACCGAUGGCCCUCUGUACGACCCCGUGGUGGUGCUGAUUAUGCCAAAGGACAAUGAGACACGGUCGACUCUGAUGUAUAAGUACAUCAUCCAUGAAGAUUCGGUGCCCAUCAACAAUAACAAUGUCAUCCAGGAGGAGACCUAUGAGUGGGCUCUGAAGAGCUGGUCUCCGUGUUCCAAGCCAUGUGCUGGAGGGUUUCAGUACACCAAGUAUGGAUGUCGGAAAAAGGGAGACACCAAGAUGGUUCAUCGAGGCUACUGCGACGCUGGCAAGAGGCCCAAACCCAUCCGAAGAAUGUGUAACCUUCAGGACUGCACACAGCCUCAAUGGAUCUCAGAAGAAUGGGAGCACUGUACCAAAACCUGCAGCAGCCUAGGCUUUCAGAUCCGAACCGUUCGCUGCGUACAGUUCCUGCAUGAUGGCACGAACCGCUCCAUCCACAGCAAAUACUGCAGCGGCGAGAAGCCCGAGAGCCGAAGGCCCUGUAACAGAGUGCCGUGUCCUGCCCAGUGGAGGACCGGAGCCUGGUCAGAGUGUUCUGUGACGUGUGGAGAGGGGAUAGAAAGGCGUUUGAUCACCUGCCGGAUUGGAGAUCAGUGUAACGGAGAAAAGCCCGAAAACGUGAGGCCGUGCAAACCUGGACCCUGCCACGAUGAGCCGUGUAAUGGGGACAAAUCCAUCUUCUGCCAAAUGGAGGUGUUAGCGAGAUACUGCUCUAUCCCAGGCUACAGCAAGCUGUGCUGCGACUCCUGCAGUAAGCGCACCGGAGCCCUGUCUAUGUUCUCGGAGGCGGCUGAGACCGAGGAACACGUUCGCUUCGGAUCAGCCUCACAGCUCCUUGAGACGCUAACGGCUGCAGUAGCGGCCAACGGCACUCGCGGUGGGAAACAAGGCGCGGGCAAAGGAUCCGCCACAUCGGGCGGUGCAGCAAAACACAUCACCACGCCUGCUCCAGUUAAGAAAACCCCAUCAAAGAUCGCUACAGCACCAAGGCGGGUUCCACGGCAUGCGGACCUCACUGACAGGAAGCUGUCCACCCAGGCUGGUCCUACUCAGGGUCAAAGGUCAAGCAGUUUGGUGGACAGUCGGCAGCCUGUGGCAUAUUCUGAAGUGGAGCGAUGAAAGUCAUAGCUUUUGCCUUUAGGACUCGUAAUGUACAGUAGAUAAUCCAGCUUCAUCCUGAGUCUUCUCACACCAGAAAACACAGAGAAAGAAAAGUGCUGGUUCACUUUGUAAGAAUUUGACCCUGAUACGGACUCUAAAUAUCUCUUUAACCACCUGCAGCUUCCAGAUUGCUGAGGCUGAAACAGCCGUGCUACUUUGCCCUCAUACUUCUAUAUUAAUAUGAAACAAAUAUGAAAUCAUUUCAAGGUGUAGGGGCACGUGAGCCACGGGGAGUUUUCAACCGUGUCAAAUGAAAAGCUAAAUUACGUUCGUAGUGAAUACUUUCAGGGAUACAAAACAGCCAAAGGACAGUAUUCAAAAGAUGUUUGUCGCUCUGACUCAUACAUUCCCGAUGUCUGACAUUUAUUUCAUUUUAUCACCUUGUUCACUUGUUCAGGCAAAUGUUUCUCUAAUGUCACCUGCACAGUGAAAACUGAGAGAGCAGGUGGAGGAAGGUGUCUGCAUUCCCCCUCCGGACGAGCGGUCGCCUGGUCUCGUUACUGAAUAAACCAGACUCCUGCUGCCUGCAGAGCAGCUCUGCUGCUGCAGGUAUCCAGAGAGAACGUGUGAGCAGGUGCAGAGACCAGAGCUAACCCAGCUGUGUAGAUUUAGUAGAACUCAGAGUAUGCAAAUAGAUGCAAGAAUUGGUUUAAAUGCCUCUUGCAUUUCAGUUCAUUUAAAAGUGACUCCACUAAAGGCCGCCCAUAUGGAAAAACUUCUAUGAUUUACUCAUGAAAGUGGCCACUUUCUCAUUACUUUCAUGUAUUGUUUUAGUAUCCAAAACAUACAAGUUUCAUUAUAUAAAUGUGUUUUCACUCUUAUAUGCUUUUCAUACAAGUUUCACACAAGACAGAUACAAACUUUAUAAGAUUUAUAUAGAUCUUUUCCAUGUGGGCACGUUUGCCACGUUGGUUCUUUUUGGAUAAAUCUCAGCUUUACGAUGCGUUUAAUUGAUUGCAUCCAUAUCCUGUCCCCACAUUGUGACCUUUGAGGUAGAUGUCAGAGUUCGGUGUCAUUUUAAAGUUAACAAUAGUCAAAGCCAGAUCAGCUGAGAAUUCCCACUACUUGAAUGUUACAAACUGCCAGUUUUCUUGCCAGAAAUCGAACUUUAAAGCUCGACUUACAGAAAGUUCAGCCGUCAAAAUAUUCAGUGAAAAAUGAUUUACCGUACUUUAAGUGAAUAUGAAACAGGAACAGAGAUGAAUUUCCCCGGCGCACUAUUUAUAAAGCUUCCUGUAAAUGCUGUACAUGAGAAUAUCAGUAUUCUUUUAAGAAGGUGGGAUGCUUUCAAAUACAUUUUUAACCAGUUCUGACAGAUGUUGGUGCCAGUGUUUACCCUUCCAGGGACUGUUCACAUGGGCAGAAAGGGAUUAUUGACUGAUCAUUGAUGUAGCUUUCCUUUCAGAAUGCCAUGAAGGUUUCUGUUCUAACUUAAGGAAAAGUCAAAGUGCAGAGAGAUGAGAUGUUUGAUACCUUGUAUGACACAAUUAAGUUAGUUUUUCAUAAACACUGAAAACAUGGGGAAAGCUAACCGGCUCUGUCCAAAGAAAACACCACCUAUCAGCACCGAAGCAUUCAUCCUGUUUCUGUGUUUAGUACAGGAACAGCUUUGUUAGACAGAGCUCACUUAUUGCUUUGCUGCACCAAGCUGGCUGCCUUUCAUAUUUAGCUUUGUUCCAUGUUUUUCUCUUCUUCUCAGAAAUACUUAAGGGCAAAGAAGAGAACUAACUAAAGAGCAUGCGCAUAUAAAAUAGACCGCACAACACUCAGGUUAAAGGACCAAAAUUAUUCAUAAUACAUGUAAAAUGUGUUUUUACUUUAGCCUCACUUUUACCGUGACUUUUCGUUAACCUGUGAAAAGAAAGAAAUGCAAUCCGAUAUCAGCACACCGCUAUAAAUCCUUGUCCUGUGAAGCUUUCUGUUUGUGUUUGUUAUUGAGGUCGUAGAGGGCAGUGAUGUGGGAAGGAAGGGAGGCAGCCUAUGUAGCCUACACGUCCUCACUGCCUGAAACCUCCAUAAUCAGGUAAAAUCAUAAGAACCUUUGAGGAAUGUCAGCAAAGAGUGAAAAUGAUGAGUUGUUAGCAGAACUGCUGUGUUAGAUUGCAUUCGCGUUCACAGGUGAGCCUAAUAACUAAAGCUGCAUUAGUUGACUUUUGACCACUAGGGACCAGACAAACUCAAAAACAAAUUAUCUUUAACUUUUAGACACAUUAAAUAUUCUCCCCGUGCAAUGAAGUCCGACUUAUUUUAGCUCAGGAGUCCCCGCCAUCUCUCACUGUCUUCACCACCCAGCUGUUUGUUCCAGCUGUGCUUUUAGCUUUUUUAUGAAGAGCUAAAACAAUGUAAUCUGUCAGUACUGAGCUUGGAAAAUUGAUCUACCCUUUCACAGUCUGCCGAUACAGAGCCAUGUCAUUCAGUUUUAAUAUGAAAAUUGCUUAAUGACCCUUGGAGCUCGUUAGAUCCUUUCAUGAUUAGCCUGAACGAGGUUCUCUGGUACGUGUUACGUUUGCAGGAACAAAGCUUUGUUGUAAGUACAAUAAGCUGGAAUUUAAAAAAAGACUUACUGUAUGUGGAACAUCUUUCUUUCCAGAGUAUUCUCUAAAUGGCUUUUUUAUUAAGGUGGAAAAAGGUUUUGGAGAGAGAAAGCUAUUUAUUUAUAAGUGGAUUUCCUUGCAACCACCAUGCAUCUGACUGCAAUAGCAAAAGGCACAGAUUUGUGUUUUCAGCAAAGAAAUAGCUUGCAACUAUCCACACUCAGUCCUGUGUGCCAAUGUAUAGAACAUGUAUAUAGCAUUGAGUGCAUAAGUAUUUAUUGAAAGUUAAAGGGUUCUGCUUUGUUGUCGCAGCGUGUGCAGCAGCCGGCCGAUAAGCUGCAUUGGAUAAACCAUUGAAAACUGAUCACCUCUUUCUCCGGUCAUAUUUUCACAUUGGAAGCAGAUUUGUGCUUGUUAACGAACACAGUAGAGUAGAAAUGACAUUGUUUUUGCAAACAAUUAGAUGUAAAUAUACAUGCUCAAUUUUGAGAUGUUUUACUUGUCAGAAAGCUGUUUUUUCACAGCUGUUGUGUAGAAGUCUUUAUCCGAGUCGUUGCAACGCAGCAGCGUGAACUGACCAGACAGAUGCUUUAUUUUAACCGAUAAAACAUGAAUAGCGUAGUACCAGUAAAGCUGCUUUAUGCUGUUUGUAGUUGGCAGUAUUUUCAUUUUCCUCCCAGUUCUUUUCACAGCAUUUACUUGCUGCCUAUAAACUCUGCUGCUAAUGCUAUAGAGAGCUUGUAAUGAUAACUAGAGUAGCCGUAGAUGUUACUUUGACAAUCCCUGAGCCUCAGACAGCUGUUAUUGCAUAGGAUUUUCCAUGUACUGUAUCAAUACCCCUGUGCUGUCCAUGCAUUGAAGUAUUGGAUUGUCAUGAACGCAAGUCACUCUGUUCUAUUUGCUUUACUAUGUAUUUGUGUAGAUUGAAGUGUACACUACUGAUGCUGUUUGUUGUAAUGGGGAGCACAUAGCAAUAAAAGAAAUAAUUAUCUAGUCUGUGUUCUUGCCUUCGGCUCUUUCCACCAUUGCUUUUUCUUCUGGGAAGUGAAUUGAUGCAGAAAAGAGAUAUUCUUGGUAUGUAGUAAUAACAGUGAUGUAAAAUAAGCCCAGAGCUCCUGCAGUCUGUAAACAUCCUGUCUAUCUUUGGAUUGUUCAGAACACGACAUACACACAAAAAACCACGAAAGCAUAUUCAGAGAUUUUGAUCAUCAUGCUUAAUUUCUUUUAUUAACGAAAAGACCAAUCAUGUGUCUGCGAUGGGUCCCUGCUUUUGGCUUUUUUAAUGAAAUCCAGACUAAAAACAUGACAUUAUAUCACUUUUCCUUUUCACAUACAACGACGCUGAAGCCGUUUUCCUGCACUCCAAAGUCUUCGUCUCCUUCAAAUUAAAAGCCAACCAAUUCCUCAUUGAUCACAGCUUCCUGCCUUUUCCUUGUAUCACAAUUAAGUGAUUGUUUAAUGUUUUGAGUUAUUCGCAGUUGCUGGCAGGAGAUUGAUAGAUGCCUUCUUUUACAUGUACAGUAUGAGCUUUGGAGGCAGUUGUAGGUUUUGGUGCUGCUUUCUGUGUCCUUCCCCUAAACCAUGAUGGUGAACAAGCUUUGUCUUCAGGUCAUGUGAGAGUUGUUUUGAGACCCCCGUGUUGCUACUGAGAGAAAAUUAAAAGAGGAGGGAAACUUAGUUUACCCCCCUUAAAUACUCUUUCUCAUUAUUGGAUUCACCUGUGUACAGAGAUGGGCA
Molecule: messenger RNA, 8185 nt
Organism: Haplochromis burtoni (Burton's mouthbrooder)
Lineage: Eukaryota; Metazoa; Chordata; Actinopteri; Cichliformes; Cichlidae
Gene: adamts3
Product: ADAM metallopeptidase with thrombospondin type 1 motif, 3
Exons: 22
Coding region: 360-3872 (1170 amino acids)
Biological process (GO): extracellular matrix organization; proteolysis
Cellular component (GO): extracellular matrix
Molecular function (GO): metalloendopeptidase activity
Source: RefSeq, a predicted model, not a curated record